Molecule: messenger RNA, 1683 nt
Organism: Onychostoma macrolepis
Lineage: Eukaryota; Metazoa; Chordata; Actinopteri; Cypriniformes; Cyprinidae
Product: arrestin domain-containing protein 2-like
Exons: 5
Coding region: 170-943 (257 amino acids)
Biological process (GO): protein transport
Cellular component (GO): plasma membrane; cytoplasm
Source: RefSeq, a predicted model, not a curated record
UAUACGAGAGACACGUCUUGGGUAUUCUAUAGCCUUUGUCUUGAAGAAGCUGCCAAGGAGGCUGAACAAGUCCUUCAAAGGUUCAACCCUUCACAGGCACUUCCCACCAACCUUCAAAAGUUCAGUUGGAAAAGUUGUCUACACUUUGGAGACAAAACUAUCAAGAUCAAUGCGUAUUUCUAGCAAAGACAAAACAGAGUUUCAUUAUGUCUCCAGACCGGAUGUGUCCAAUCCUGAACUAAUGGCGCCUCAGUACGGAACCAAAGAUAAACAAAUGAAACUCUUCCCCUCUGGGAGUGUCUCCAUGAACAUAAACACUGAGAAAAUGGGAUACUACCUUGGGGAGGGCUUGAAAGUUUUGGUUGAAGUUCAGAACAAUUCUUCCCGUUCAAUCAAACCAAAAUACUGCUUGUAUGAAAAACACAGUUUUUGUGCAAGAGGAAAAAGGAAACUUCACACACAUGACCUGCUCAUAGAGGAAGGGGAACCCAUUGAGCCAAACUCAAAGAUAACUGUCACCAAAGUGCUGUCCAUUCCACCCAGCCUUGCCAUCUCUAUCCUAAACUGUAGGAUCCUCAGUGUUGAGUACAGACUCAGGGUCUACCUGGAUGUGCCUUAUGCCUCAGAUCCAGAGAUCAGAUUUCCAGUUGUGCUUCUUCCUCCUCAGCCCGUCUCAGGGGCUACAAACAGUGACUUUGGAAUCUGGAAUCAACCACCCGGAAGCAGUAUGUACCCCAACCCACCUCCACUUGCCCCACCACUUAAUGUGGUUGGACCACCUGGUCAGUUUGGUGCCCCUGGCUACUAUGGACCACCUCUGAGUCAGUUUCCUGUUCCUGGUUACACUGGACCUCCGGGUCAAUUUGGUCCUUCAGUUUCACAUCAGUCUGACCCAUCAAGUGAUUUUGGAAUCACCUUAGACUUCUUUUAUUGUUUUAUCUAGAAUUCUGGAAUGAUUUGUAUAUGUAGCCUUUUAUAUUUUAGGUAGUGAUGUUGACUGUUAAUAAGCUAACAACAUUCUAUACUAUUUAUUUUUGUAUUUCUGAACCUUCAGUAUAGUGCUAUAUUUUACAUCCUAUGAAAAAGAUAAAUCCUGCUUUAUUAAGUAGAGUACAGUAUUUUUUUUUUAAAUGUUUCAAAUUAAAGUAAGCAUUUGUGCUGCUUUAAAAUUGUACAUUUAUUCAACUUGAAAUGUUAAAUUGUACCAAGUGACAACUUUAAGGCAGCAUGAAUUUUUUUUUUGAAAAAACAGUUUUUUAUAGUGUAAAUUUACCAUCAGUUUCUGCAUAAAAAAGUUAUGGAUUUACCAUGAACUUCUCCAUAAACUGUUACAAAGUUUAUUCAGAACUUAAACUAAGUUACAACAAUAUAGACCAAAAAUUUUUGAACACACUGUGACACUAUUGUUUGACUGAAUAAUAUAUUUUAUGUAUUCAUAUUUAUGUAUGAAAUAUAAAACUGAAUUUACUCAUAUUAUAGACUCGUAUAUUAUCUUCUUAACAGGUGGAAAACUAUUAACUAUUAUUAAUUGAAAUUUAUAUAUAUAUAUAUAUAUAUAGAUAUAGAUUUACUCUUUAAAGCUCCCAUGUAACUUUUUACCCUCUAUCGGUAAAAAAAUAAAAUAAAACUGCUUGUGUCUUGCGAAAGAACGUUUUGGUUGUUUUUCGUCUCUGCACCAGUGUA